CCCGCUCUGAUAAAGAGGCUUAAUGUCUGCAGGACAUGCUUAACGUUUGUCUAUCCAUGUUACUCUUCUAACAACCAGCGAGAGUUGGCAUAUAGAUGCACAGAGACUGGCUUAUUGCUCCACUCAGGAGCUUUUUAUGACAAAAAUCUGAUUUAAGAAGGAAUUUGUGCAUUUUACUCACAGCUACAUGCUGAGGCCUUUAUGUGUUGUUACAUUUAGCUUUAGAGAGACAGUUUCUGUUUGAGUGCUUUUUGGUCUGUAUUUUUUGGACAUUUUCUCCUUUAGGUUGAUUAGUUAGUCCUCAGGUGUUUAGACGCUGCUUUUUGACUUUGUACGAUCAUGUGGGAGUUCAGGUCUAUGUCUUUCUGGCGAGCGGUCUUCGCAGAGUUCUAUGGCACCAUGUUCUUUGUAUUCUUUGGGCUGGGAGCGGCCCUCCGCUGGACCACAGGCCCCCACAACGUUCUUCAUGUUGCCUUUUGCUUUGGACUGGCGGCUGCCACCUUCAUCCAGUCCAUCGGUCACAUCAGCGGGGGACACAUCAACCCAGCUGUCACCUUCGCUUACCUGAUCGGAUCCCAGAUGUCCAUGUUCCGGGCUUUCUUCUACAUCAUAGCCCAGUGUCUCGGAGCGCUGGCCGGUGCUGCUGUGCUGUACGGCGUCACACCCAACAACAUGAGGGGGAACUUGGCACUGAAUACGCUGCAGCCAGGCAUCAGCCUUGGCAUGGCCACCACGAUCGAGAUCUUCCUCACCCUCCAGCUUGUCAUCUGCGUCUUUGCUGUGACAGAUGAGAGGCGCAAUGGACGCCUGGGCUCUGCUGCUCUUGCCAUCGGCUUCUCUGUGCUCAUUGGGCAUCUGUUUGGGAUGUACUACACAGGAGCGGGAAUGAAUCCAGCAAGGUCCUUCGCCCCUGCUGUCCUUGUCAGGAACUUUGUUAACCACUGGGUGUACUGGGUGGGACCCAUGAUCGGCGGUGCCAUAGGCGCUCUGCUCUAUGACUUCCUGCUGUUCCCACGCAUGCGUGGUCUCUCCGAGAGGCUGGCCACGCUGAAGGGCACCCGGCCCCCAGAGGCCGAGGCCCAGCAGGAGACCAGGGGAGAGUCCAUUGAGCUUAAGACACAGGCCCUAUAAAUCUGGAGAUUUGCUUUCUGACACCCCCAACCUCUCUCACACCCCUUCCACCUGUAGCGCCACACUCUGCACCCUUGGUUCCUGGUCCAUCCGCAGCCCACACACUGUUUUUGCACGCAUGCCUCCUCCCGUUCCUCAACAAUUGCAAAGAGCCCCCUUGUCAUCCUUGUCGUGCUCCCUACAGGACUUAUAGAAAGGGCAUGCACUGCCCCAAUUAACUUACUUAAUCUCACCUACACCCAUUUUUCCUUCUCCUGUUCCCAAAGUUGGAGGGUUGGAGGAGGACUUGCCGCUAAAGGAAGCACCCCAUGCCCUGUAGCAGGGUGAAUCAAUUACUCCUUGCUGACCAGACAGCUAUAACUGUCAGGGAUAGUGGUGCUAUUUCCAUCUUUACUUCCCUUUCUGUUUAUCUUCCCUGCCUUUCAUUUCGCUAGGAGUGAAGCUACAGUAGAACAAAGGACCUCCGCCUGCAUUUCCAAUUUUGAUUGAGCGUGAUCUCGCUCUGCGUUGUGUUUCACAAACUUUGGCCAAGAUAUGUAUUGGUAUUGUUUUUGCCUUUUCUUUCUUUUAGCUGUAUGUGUGUGUAUAUGCAAGCCUGUGUGAUAAGAGUGAUGGUGAGAAAGACAAAUUGAGUGCGCCUGCUUGUCUGUGUGUAUGUGUAUGCUUGUUUUACAAGAUAUUUUCCCUGAAAUGUCAUUGCUAAAAUUGUUUGUAUAAUGAGUUAUUUAAUGUCACAUUACAUUAGAGAUGUGUCACCAUUUUUUUUGCCCUAAAUGAAAAAGUAUAAUUUACUGUAAAACUCCAAGAAAUUUGCAUGUUUAGGGUAAUUGUAUUUUUCUCCUAAGGGGAUAAAUCUGGAUUUCAAUCACGGCUUAAAGCCCCUUUCAAACACUUGAGCAUUUGUGUCUCAUGUAGUAAAGCCCCUAUAAAAUGCUAUUUAUUUUUAAAAUAAAGAUCCACAAUUAACA
Molecule: messenger RNA, 2099 nt
Organism: Xiphophorus maculatus (southern platyfish)
Lineage: Eukaryota; Metazoa; Chordata; Actinopteri; Cyprinodontiformes; Poeciliidae
Gene: mipa
Product: lens fiber major intrinsic protein-like
Exons: 4
Coding region: 340-1131 (263 amino acids)
Biological process (GO): transmembrane transport
Cellular component (GO): plasma membrane
Molecular function (GO): water channel activity
Source: RefSeq, a predicted model, not a curated record